Messenger RNA from Octodon degus (degu), 7356 nucleotides. RefSeq names its product naked cuticle homolog 1 (gene Nkd1). Gene Ontology annotation, molecular function: calcium ion binding. Gene Ontology annotation, cellular component: cytoplasm. The record is from RefSeq and is a predicted model, not a curated record. The coding region runs from base 189 to 1601 and encodes 470 amino acids. The transcript has 10 exons. NCBI's taxonomy places the organism in Eukaryota, Metazoa, Chordata, Mammalia, Rodentia, Octodontidae. Gene Ontology annotation, biological process: negative regulation of Wnt signaling pathway.
GGCGGGCAGGGGGCUCGGCGCGCCCGGGCGUCAGUCGGGCCGCGGCGACGGCGGCAGGAGCGCGUCCCGGCGCCGCCUCGGGGUUGCUGGGUUCCUGGGCUGCUCUGGGAAGAGGAAAGCGAGGCGAGGUGCAGGGCCCGCGGGCCGGGCGCAUGGCUUAGGGACGUCCCGCUUGCCGCGCCCCCAGCAUGGGGAAACUUCACUCCAAGCCGGCCGCCGUGUGCAAGCGCAGGGAGAGCCCGGAAGGUGACAGCUUUGCGGUGAGCGCUGCCUGGGCUCGGAAAGGCAUCGAAGAGUGGAUCGGGAGGCAGCGCUGCCCCAGCGGCCUCUCGGGACCUCGGCAGCUGCGUUUGGCAGGCACCAUUGGUCGAGGCACCCGGGAGCUCGUGGGCGAGGUUUUCAGAGAAGGGCCAAGUGAGGAGGAGGAAGAGGACUUCCGGCUAGAAGUGGCCCUGCCACCCGAGAAGACUGACGGCCUGGGCAGUGGAGAUGAGAAGAGGAUGGAGAAAGCCAGUGACUCUUGUCCAGCCUCCAAGAAGCAGCUGAAAUUUGAAGAGCUACAGUGUGAUGUGUCCGUGGAGGAGGACAGCCGGCAGGAGUGGACCUUCACCCUGUAUGACUUUGACAACAAUGGCAAGGUCACCCGCGAGGACAUCACCAGCUUGCUGCACACCAUCUAUGAGGUGGUCGACUCCUCCGUGAACCACUCCCCAACAUCAAGCAAAACGCUGCGGGUCAAGCUCACUGUGGCCCCAGAUGGGAGCCAGAGCAAGAGGAGCGCCCUUCUCAACCAGGCUGACUUGCAGAGUAUGAGGCCCAGAGCAGAGACCAAGCCUGCUGAGGAGCUUCGAAGCUGGGAGAAGAAGCAGCGAGCCCCCCUCAGGUUCCAGGGUGACAGCCGCCUGGAGCAGUCUGGCUGCUACCAUCACUGUGUGGAUGAGAACAUCGAGAGGAGAAACCACUACUUAGACCUUGCGGGGAUAGAAAACUACACAUCCCAGUUUGGGCCUGGCUCCCCUUCAGUGGCCCAGAAGUCAGAACUGCCCCCCCGCACCUCCAACCCCACAAGAUCUCGCUCCCAUGAGCCGGAAGCCAUCCACAUUGCACACCGGAAGCCCCAAGGUGCAGACCCAGGCUCCUUCCACUUCCUUGACACUCCAUUCGCCAAGGUCUCAGAGCUCCAGCAGCGGCUCCGAGGCGCCCAGGACGGGAGCAAGCACUUUGUGAGGUCCCCCAAGGCCCAGGGCAAGAGCAUGGGUGUGAGCCACGUGUCCAGAGGGGCCAGAAGCAAACCCCCUCUGGCACCUGCUAUUCCUGCUGUGCCAUCCUCUGCCCACCUGGCUGGCAGCCCUGCCCUUCUCCCCAGCCUGGCACCCCUCGGGCACAAGAAGCACAAGCACCGAGCCAAGGAGAACCAGCCGGGAUGCCGGGGCCUGCAGGCACCACUGGCCCCUGGGAGCACCGUCUUGGGACGGGAGCAGGUGAGGGAGCUGCCCGCCGUGGUGGUGUACGAGAGCCAGGCCGGGCAGGCGGUCCAGAGACACGAGCACCACCACCACCACGAACAUCACCACCAUUACCACCACUUCUACCAGACCUAGAGCCUCCCCAGGGCCUUUUGCCAUAUGAAGGACCUGCCCCGAUGCCCCAAGGCAUUAUUAUUCUAUUAAUUAUUGUUAUUAUGAUGAUUAUUGUUAUUAAUAAUUAUUGUUACUCCACUAAUAUUUAGCUAGCCUUCAUGUAGAAGAUAUAUGGAAACACAGAACUAAACUUUAAUUUAUAUGUCAUGGGGACUAUGUAACUUCCCUGAGAACUGACUCUGGGUUGGGACUACAGCCACAGGAGCCCUCAGCCCCGACCCUGCCCUCUGGCCUUUACAGGAGAACCCCUUUCCCCGCCCAGCUUCAAGGCCCUCAAAAUCUCCAAUAAGACCAACAGCUGCUACCUCUUAGUUACUCCGAUUCAGUUUUGCCCUUAACUGAUUGCAUUGUGCUCCCAGGGAUUUCAGUGGACUGCAGAUGUACAACCUCCUUGCUGUUGUUUUUAUGUCCCCAACUCGGAACCUUAGCUGUCCUUUCUGGAAUCACCUUUCAUGCCUUUCCAGUGGGAUCACGCUCUUGCCUCAAACCAGCCUCUUUUUGCCAUGUGCAACACAAAAAUACACUCCUCCUCCUCUUCCUCCUCCUCCUUCUUCCCCCUCUCCUCUCUUCUUUCAAAGAUGAGCACAUAGUCAAGGACUGUCCCUAUAACCAUCCUCAUUUUGGAAACUGCCAGGAAAAACCAACUACGUAAACAUUCAGGUUUUCCGAGCUCGAGCAGUCGUGUGGUGUUCAUUGGGACAGAGCAUGUGGAAACACGGUGUUGCAACAUUAGCAAAUAUAUACCUAUAUGGUUUUGACAGCUUUCUGUGCUCUAGGUAGAUGCAGCUGCCUGUCUCUGUACCUUUUCACAAAUACACUGUCACGUAUCUCUGCUGAUGUGCAGGGCCAGUGUUCUGCUUCUCUGAAUGUUUCCUGAGCACAGGUGCUUGUUGGCGGGGCUGGUGUCCAUCAGAUACAAAUAGCCACUUGCCUGUCCUCACAGGACCUUUCUUAGGGCUUGGAGCCUGCAGAUUUUGGAGAGAUCUGCCAAGGUGCAGAAGCUCAGAGGGCAGUAGGGACAGCAGGCAGAGUUGGGAUCCCAAGGAACCAUCCUCUGUAGAGUAGGGCUUCACAUGGCCAGGACCCGAGGAGGCCGGGAAAAAGGCUACUGUCUACCAGUGUGGUUUCUCUGUAAACAGAUUCCAUACUCAAAUUGGGUAAUUGGAGGAGAGUUAAAUAAAGAGGUUAUAGCCAAAGUGACUGCAGAAUCUCAGGGCUGGCACUGUGAUGGGCUCCUCCCACUCCUGGGCCUGAGGCAAGUCAUCUUCCAGAUAGUGGUGGAUGUGGGGAACCCUGAAGGAUCUAUGAUCUUCACUCUAAGGAUGCAGCCUGCUUUAGGGACCUUCCAGGGCAACAAACAUCCAGACCCUUCACUCAGUCCUGGUGAGACAGCAUUGGCUCAUGACACUGGGGAGCCAGGGGCCAGGAAGCUUGGCCACGAGGGUCUUGAGAGCAGACAGUGAACCUGGACCUCAGCUGCUCUCUUUUCUGCUGCUCUGUCCCCUGACUGGGACCCCUAAGUUAGAUUAAUGUAGUUAGCAAGCAGUUAUUUUUGAAGGUAGCAGGUGUGAGUGGUUACCAUCUUCUGUGAGCUAAUCAGUACAGUCCUCAGGACAUCCCUACAAGGCAGGAGGUGCAAGCCCAGGGCAUGCAUCUAUAGCGCAGAGAGGCUGAGGCCUGCUCUUGAGACCACACAGGAGUUAGCCAUGCUGGGAUUCUGGUCUCCCGUGGGAUCCCUUCACUGCUGGGUAGGUCGUAACCACUGGGUUUGGGUCUCUGCAGUCAGGAUCCACCUCAAGUGAGGUAAAUGUAACCACAGCAGCGAAGGAGGGAGCUGGCUUUAGAGGACAGGAUCCAGGUGUGGAGUAUGCUGGGACUUGGUUUUAUCUUUCCCUGUGGACUCACUGCAUCAGAGGCCCUGGCUGUGGCAUUCUGAGUCUCACACUGGAAGGAAAGGCUCUUCCACUACAGAAAGGCCCAGCAAAGACAAGGAUAGGCUUGUACCGUCCCUGGUCCUGUCACCGUGGCCUGUCUGGGCUCACAUGGCCACUGGAGGCAACCCCAGGAUAUGGGUGCUGAGCAGACAGGACUUACUAGUUCCUAGUCCAGAGUGACUGCAGCAGUGGAACCCGGCCGUGGCGCUGGGCCUGUGGGUGUCAGGGAAGCCAGGCUUUGAGAGGUUGCUUCCUCCUGCCCCACACCUGUCCCGAUUCUGUUAUUGCUGGUCACUGGGGUGUCUCCCAUUUCUAAAAAUCAUUUAUUAAGUAGUAAUGGAUACAAGUGAGAGAUUCAAGUAGUGUGAAAACUGCCCAGUAAAAGUGAACUCACUUCUGUCCCAGCCCACAAGUGUCCGCUGCUGGCUUCCUGGGGCCUCCUGGGCAUGGUAGGUGUGCUGGCUGGGCACACAGUCACUGAUGCCUGGCUUCCAGGCCUGGUGCCCUGUCCAUUGCUGUGCCUCAGUUUCCCCUUGGCAAGCACUAUCGAAGUGUUAGCUGUCCUUUGUUACUAAAUAAUAGCACUUAGGUAAAAUAUCCCCCCGUAUAAGUUUUAUAAUUUUAAAACAUUCCAAACACAGAAUUUGAAACAGAAAAUUGUAUAAUAGUAACUGAACAUACCACCUAGAAUUCACAAAUGCUAGUGUUUUGCGGCAUUAAUUUUAGAUCUAUUUUUAAGAAAGAAAUCCCUAUAGUAACUACUUAAUCCCCUUCACACCCCACCCUUUUAUUUUUACUCAGGAACAGCAUAGUAGUCAUACUUGUGCCCUUUUUCUCUGCAACCUAAUAUAUCUGGAGAUCGUCCCCCUCGGUCAUUGAGCUCUGGCCUCUUCUCCCAACAGCUGUCCACCUUCUCUUGCUUAGAGGCACUGUCCCCUCUGCAGGCCUCUGAGUCAUCUCUCAUCCUGGGCUCUGACAGCCACACUGUAUUUGAGGGCCCUUGUUAGGCCUUGCCUCAGGAUCUACGAGCACCGGUGACAGAAGGGUCAGCACAGCGGCCGAGUUCAAGAGCCAGUGUGAUUGCCAUUUUGGUGCUACUGUGAGUGACCUCUGGAAGUGAUUGUAUGACAUAAUUAGAAAUUGAAGGCAUAGGAAAGAAGAAGGAAGGAAGGGAGAAAAGGGAGGAAGGGCCAGGAGGGGAGGGAAAGCAAGCGAGGAGGGGGAGCCACGUGAGCUCUGCGCCUGUGCUCCGUGGGCCACUGUGCAUGGGAAGAGUGGUCGUGUUUGCCAUGCUGACCCCCACUGCCUAGAACAGGUGGCGCUUCUGAACCCUGAACUCAGCACAGGAGCCUCUGCGGCCUGCAGGAGGACUUGGCUGCCUCAGGCACGCAUGCACACGGCAUUGCUGACGGCUGCAGGAUGGCCCUGCUUUGUUGAUGCAUCACGAGGUGCUGAGGACACGGUGUGCUUAAGGAGACCCCCAGCAGCCAGGGCCAGCUUUCCUCCCAGGGAAUCAGGGAGCAGGGCUUGCAUGUAAUGUGCCAGUUAUACUUUACAGCAGAGCAAGCAGUCAAGACAAGGGUUUUUGCUUUUUGUGGGGGUGCAGGGGGGCUGGUGGGCAUUCACUCCUUUGCUCAACAGUCAGAUCCUAAAUGAUUACCAGGCCAGAGGGAAGUUGGUCUCAGAGGUAGGAGGAGGAUGGGACCACCUGCACCUCAACACUCGGUCUGUCAGAGCCACAUUAAUCACCUGGCUGCUGUGAGGCCCAUCUGGGACCCUGAAAUGCACUCAGAGCCAGCAGGCUGAGAACACCUACCCGACACUCUCAGCUCCUCCUGGAAGAUGGGGCUGCCGACCAUGCAGCAGCAGAUGCUGGGGAUUGUGUGCCCCCCCACCCAGCUGCAGGGCAGCUUGCUGUCCAUCCAGCCACAUGUAGCCCUCCUGCCCUGCCUCUGCUCCCCGGGCAUGUGCAGGGCUGGGUUUUACAGAAUGAGCACAGGUGGUUCAGCCACCAGCUUUGUUGGCUCUGAAAAAUCAUGUCUGGGGCCCCAUUCCAAGACAUCAAACUUCAUCACGUCCCAUAUUCACGGCCUUUUGGGGAUUUGGCCUGGUUCUUCAUCCUAUCAUCUCCCACAGCAGCAGAUCUUUGAACCUAAGCCCUCUUCUCAGGGCUGUCACCUCUGAGUGACUUUCCUGACAAUGGAGGUAUUCCUAGACCCUGCAUAUACUCCGGCAAGUAGAGGGGUAUGAGCAUGAGCCCCCUUAGCACUGGAGAGCCUGGCCUUGGCGCCCAUCCCAGCUCGCUAGCUAGCUGUGUAAGCAGGGCUCUUCCCCACCUUCUCCCAUACAGAACAAUCCUGGCACUAUUAACCCAUGACCCUGGCAGAGAUAAGAGGAUCCCUACUGUGUCUGUGACCUCUGGGCAAGGCUUUGGCCCAGGCCAGCCUGUGGGCAGAGGUAGAGGUAGGCAGAGCCGGGUAGUGUGCAGGGAAGGGCGCUGCUGCAGUAGAGCCUGAAGACCACACAUGGUCUGCACUUGGCACAAGCAGGGUGGAUGAGCAGUGACGUACGUACGGGAGGCAGACCCUGCCCCUCCUGGGAAUCCAGAUACCUCCUGGAUGGUGGAGGAAGUGGCCAUGACUCCCAGGGGACAAGACUGGAGGAUUCUAUAACACGUGUCCUCCAUUAUCCUAAAGCCAUAGCUCCCCAAGAGAGCCAGAGCUGCUGACACCCGCUGUCUUCCAGCUCGGGUGGCUGAGUGAGCCCCGAAGAUCAAGACCUGCACUUGGGAGAUUGGAGAAAACUCUUGAAAACCUCCCUGUCCAAGCUGCACGUGUUUCUUCAUGCCAUGGGCCACGGCAGCCUUGGGAAGUGGGCUGAGAGCAGCCGCCCGUGGUGCUGCCUGGCCGCAGAGCCAGCUCGGCUCCAAGCUCGAGGAGUCCUGCCCUGCCAUGGGGAAGGGCUGCUGUGGAGUCAGCUGUGAGGGCCCUUCUUCAGCUCCCUAUGGGUGGGAAGAAGAGUCUUAGGAGAGGACUAAGGUGGGAGGUGGGAGUCAGGGUCUUAGGAGAAGGACUAAGGUACAAGGUUCUUUGAAGAAUUGCCGGGGACCCAGAGCAAGCCUGGGGAGAAGGCCAAGGGCACCCUGGCUGUCAUUCAGACCUCGAGGUGACAAGCAGAAAAGGACCAAGCCUUCAUGUCCCCCAAGUGUGGAGAGAACUAGUCCUCCCCCACCUGAACUCUGACCUCCACGUGUGCCACCAGAGCAGCACUUUCCCAGGCAUUUCCGAUGGCAGCAUUCUGGAUGCCUCCAACCUUGCUUUUCCUUCCCUAAUGAGGCCUUGCUUCCCAGAGCUGCCCUAGCUGGUGCCCAGUCAGAGGGGCGCAGGCGGCACGAGGAUCGGAUCCCUGGCUCUGGCAUUGCCUUCGCCCGUUCUGCUAGCUCCCUGUGGGCAGGGCCUUCUUCUGAGGCAGUGCUGUUUCCUUAGAACAUGGGCACAUAGUAGGUGAUUAAUAAUUGGAAGCAAGGUAGGAGGGAGAGGCUGGAAGAGCUUACGCCCCUGACCGUGCAUGGCAUCCUCCAGCCUGUGUGCCCUUGACGUUGGGGCUUUCCAAAGCAGGAGCAUUUCAGAUAAAAGUUUGGGAAAGGAACACGUUGCCAAGUUUUAAUUUUGGUAAAUAAGGGUGUUAACAAAAAAAAAAAAAAAAAAAAAAAGGAAGAAGAAAAGAAAAAAAGAACAGAAGGGAAAAAUCCUGUAGUCUUGUAUUAUUUAGAGAUUUGGUUU